CGUGUGCGCGGUGGCGGGGCUGCCCGCGCUGCCGCUGGGCGCCGGCGGUCCCGCAGCGCAGGGCUCCCCGCGGCGGCUCUCGGCUCGGCUGCGCGGCCGCGGCCGGGCGGGCGCGGACAGGUGCGCGCUGCGGCUCCCCGCUGCCCCCCUCCCCAGGCGGCGACGAACCGGAUGCCUUUGGCGGGCAGAAGAUGUGUCAUGGGAAGCAGGCGAGCGGCGGCGGUGCCCUCCCGGCGGCGCAGCGGCGGGCGCUGGCCGCGGCGCUGUGGCUGCAGCUGGCUUUGAGCCUCGGCCCGGGGCCGGUGGCGGGCGGGUUUGAUGACUUACAUGCUUGUGCUGAUCCUGGAGCUCCUGAACAUGGAUACAAGACACCCAGUGCAGGUGUUUUCUUUGAAAGUGUGGUAGUCCGCUUUCACUGCCAAGAAGGAUACAGGCUUAACGGUACUUCAAAAAAACUUUGUGUGAGACACUUUAAUGGCUCCCUGAGCUGGAAACCAAGUGAUAAACCUGUGUGCCUACAAGAAGUCACAGAUUGCCUUGUUCCACAUGUUGAAGAUGCAGAGAUUCAUAACAAGACAUACAGGACUGGCGAUAAAUUAAUAAUCAGCUGUCAUGAAGGAUUCCAGAUCCGUUACCCUGACUUAGACAACAUGGUUUCAAUAUGUCAAGACGAUGGAACAUGGGAUAAUCUGCCCAUUUGUCAAGGUUGCCUGAGGCCAUUGGUUCUUCCUCAUAGUUACAUUAACAUAUCUGAGUUCGAGUCCUCCUUCCCUGUAGGAACAGUGGUGUAUUAUCAAUGCUUUCCUGGAUAUAAACUAGAAGGGGCAGAGUUCCUUGAGUGCAUGUAUAACCUUAUCUGGUCAGAUAGCCCACCUAGGUGCCUUGAUGUGGAAGUUUGUCCACUACCUCCAAUGGUGAGUCAUGGAGACUACAUCUGCCACCCACGUCCUUGCGAGCGUUACAACCAUGGGACGGUGGUGGAGUUCUACUGUGAUCCUGGUUACACCCUCACCAAUGACUACAAGUACAUCACCUGCCAGUAUGGAGAGUGGUUUCCCUCCUACCAAGUAUACUGUGUCAAAACAGAACAGACCUGGCCAAACACCCAGGAGACCCUCCUGACUACAUGGAAAAUAGUGGCGUUCACUGCUACCAGUGUUUUAUUAGUACUGCUACUGGUUAUCUUAGCCAGGAUGUUCCAGACCAAAUUUAAGACACAUUUCCUUCCCAGAGGCAACCAGGAGGGCUCCAUGGGUGACCCCGACUUUGUGGUGGUGGAUGGUGUUCCUGUCAUGCUGCCUUCCUACGAUGAAGCGGUAAGCAGCGGCUUGAACGCCUUGGCACCUGGAUACUCAGCUACCACAGAUCAGGGGCAUAUUUUGCAGACAGAAGAUCAGAACCCUCCUGCUUACCCUGGCCCCAGGAUUGCAGACAUGCUGCCUAAUGAAUAUGAGACCUGUGACAGCAGGUUAGGCUCCUCUGAACUGCUCCAAAGUUUGUACUCGCCCCCAGCAAGCCAAGCAGCAGCACUUCCUGGUUCAGAUCGAACUGACAUAUCCCAGAGCACUGCCACAGAGGCUGCAUCCACGAGUCCACAGAUCGAUAUUGCAGAUGAGAUUCCUUUGAUGGAAGAAGACCCUUAGCCUGCACAGAGACCUGCCUUUGUCGCAUUGCACUGUUGGGUGACACACCUCAUGAGGAUUUAGAGAUAGAAAAG
Dryobates pubescens (Downy woodpecker) is the source of this 1717-nucleotide messenger RNA. RefSeq names its product sushi domain containing 4 (gene SUSD4). The record is from RefSeq and is a predicted model, not a curated record. Gene Ontology annotation, biological process: negative regulation of complement activation, classical pathway; negative regulation of complement activation, alternative pathway. Bases 192 to 1643 code for a protein of 483 amino acids. The transcript has 9 exons. NCBI's taxonomy places the organism in Eukaryota, Metazoa, Chordata, Aves, Piciformes, Picidae.